Messenger RNA from Neocloeon triangulifer, 636 nucleotides. It is a transcript of the gene mRpL27, whose product is annotated as large ribosomal subunit protein bL27. The record is from RefSeq and is a predicted model, not a curated record. Gene Ontology annotation, cellular component: mitochondrial large ribosomal subunit; ribosome. The transcript has 2 exons. Bases 109 to 558 code for a protein of 149 amino acids. Gene Ontology annotation, molecular function: structural constituent of ribosome. NCBI's taxonomy places the organism in Eukaryota, Metazoa, Arthropoda, Insecta, Ephemeroptera, Baetidae. Gene Ontology annotation, biological process: translation.
CCCCCUUCUCAGGUGGGCGUGGAGAGAAAAUUUUUGAGAACUGUUUGAUUUUGGACAAUAAUAAAAAUAACAUUUUAGUUUUCUCUCUUCUAAAAUCACAGCAGAGAGAUGGCUUUGCUUCAAAAUCUUCUCGGAAAAUCUAAUUUCCUUGUCGGGAAGCUUGAAAAUUUAGCCCUGCCCGCAUCAAUCGUGGCUCGAAAUGCUUCAAAGAAAACAGGCGGCAGCACCAAGAACCAGCGAGGAAAAACUCCGAUUCCAAAGUUCCGAGGGCUGAAGAAGAAUGAGGGAGUUUACGUGACGGCUGGCACGAAGGUCGUGACGCAGAGGAAACUCAAUUACCACCCUGGACUGAACGUAGGGUUAGGCAAGGACGGCACCUUGUUCGCCAUUGAGGACGGAAUCGUCAAAAUCACCAGCGAGAAGUGCGACCUCAACAUGGAUCACUCGUGGGUGCAGAGAAUUUACGGCGGAAAGGACAUUACUUAUCUUUACAAAAAGUACGUUCAUGUACUCAACCAACCUCAACACAACAGAUUCAAGUUGAUUGAUACUAUUUGAGUACAUAUUUUGACCUUCGCAGGUUUUAAAAAUAAAUUUAGUAAUAACAAUAAAUGAUAGGUUAGAAAAUGAAUAUUU